AUGACGUCCGCGGAGGUGCAUCGCGACUUGGUGGUCGAUGGGGACGUGGCGCAGGCGCUGGAUAUGUGUCGACGGCUACUUCGCACGGAGAGCAGUCUACAGCGUGUGGAGACGGCGCAUCUGGUGCUGGAGCGGCUGCGUAGCGGCGCUGAUGACUCGAGCGACGAUGUGAAUGCUCUACUGCACCUUUUGGGCAAUUAUGUGGCUCCCACACGCGAGCUAACAGAGGAAAUUCUGUCGCUUCUGCUGUUCUGUGACCAUCACGUACUGCUAAUCCACCAUUUACCUAAGUUGACGUACCAGUCGAAGGAGUGCGUACAAUUGGUAGUACAGGCGUAUUUGGAGCUGCUGGCUACUGACCGGUCCCUACUGGUGCCUGUGCUCGGGUCAUUGGCGGAGAUGCCGCUGGAUAAUAGCGAGAAGAACACAGUCGUGGAGGCAACACAAUCGCUACUGGAUGCGGCGGUGGAGGAAGAUAUUCCUGCAGUAGUACAGAGCCUACUGUCGAUGGUUACAAAGCUGUCGGCACCUAAGGCGCUUGCACGCUUACGAACCGAGUGUAAUCGUAUCCAAUCAGGGACGCUGUCACUUACAAUGGAGGUCAUUGAACGCUUCACCACUGCUGGCUCUGUGGCACUGACUGCUCUUCUUCGCCUGAUCAGACACGCCGAGCCACUAACCACGUUUGAUAUUGUCCUGUUGACGUUCGUGAUGGGGAAGUCUGCGGAGAAUGAGCUGGCUGUAAGGACAACGACGUCUGUGGCACAAAGCGGCAGGCUGCAUGGCCGGAUGAUGCGUGAAGCUGCUGCGAUGUUGGUGAGACCAGAGUGGGCGUAUUUACUCCCGUCCUUCGUCCGUUUCUGCAGCUGCCUGCUCGCUGUUUGCUUCCGUGCAUCGACUCAACCCGCGUUGGCUUUGAAUCUGAUUGCCAGCUCUGUGGACUCUCUAGUUGUUCUCAUUGAGACCAAGAGCACUGCACAGGAAGAGGCUUUGAUUCUUUUGCUGACGAUUGCCAGCCACCCCAAGAAGUUACUACUGCUCGGUAACUCCGACUCUGUGCAGCGUACUCGCAGCGCUCUGUGCUGGAAAGUGGCCGAAGUAAUUGCAUUGCGUUUUUCCGAACUUGCGCGGAGGAAUGCGGACGCACUGGCAUCGUCGUCUCACUUGUUCCUUGACCAUCUACAUGGAGUUGCUUCUGCUACGACGGAGUCGGAGGUUGAUGGAAAAUAUCCGUCACAUAUACUCGACCUUCUUUGCUCGACCAUGGCGCUGCUGACGAAGAAAGAGCGAGGUAUUUAUUCUCUUCUCAUGAUUACCAUUCAGAAACAACUGGUGUCUCGAGCGGGAUCCACCGGUUUGGCUCACAGCCAGCAAUCGAUUAGACUCCAAAGCGGUCGAUCCGGUGCAGCUGAGGUCAAGCAGCUCAUGGCUGUUUUCCUGACCGGGCACCUACUGAAGAACCAAGUUGUGGUGGAGUCUCGAGACCGAAAAUCACUGGCAAACUGGAUGCUGCGUCUGUUGACUUCUGCGAAUCGUGACGAGACAUUGUUGCACGUGAUGUGCUUUGUACGAGACGAAAUGAACCGAACACGCGAAGUCUCCGCUCUGGAACAAGAGCGGGCUUUGCUAACCACAGCUAUGUCUCAGGUAUUUCGGAAGAAAGGACUGACGUGGACACCACGGGAACAAGUGCUUCAGCAAACACAAGAUGGCAACGACUUUGUCUUAGCAUUUGACGAUGAUAAGGAAGAGUUGGCGGCUCCCCUGGCUGUCGACGCCACUGAAUUCGUUGUUAAAAUGCGAUUUGGAACACCCUCACCUGCAUUCUUUGCAAUGGACACUCACGAGCGUGAAACAACAAGAAGACUGACGGAACAAGAUUACCUGAUGAAAAUCUGCCUGCUUCGAGAACUUUUCAAUUGCUAUCUGGAGUUUGCGCCUCCAGCUGAACAAACCGAAGUUGCGGAUGCUGCGUUUGUGCUACCCUCGGCUUAUACACUGGGACUGGAUGCCGAAACGUGGGGCUCAGUUGAGCCUGCAGCGUUGAACAACGUUAUCUGGAAUCUUGUCUGUGCCCUAGACAUCGCUGUGGCGUCAACAAACUUUGUUGCUGAGCAGUACACGUUAAUGAUCGCAAGUUCGAAGACGAAACACGAAUGCAUAACGCAGUAUUCGCGCAUGGCGACUCGAUUGCGUAUCUGUUUGAAGCUACGCGAUCAACUGGAGCAGAUACUAGCUGAUCAAAAGUGCAAUAUUCAAGACCGUUUAGGUCGUUCUGACGACACGUCCAGUUCACGUACCGAAUUGCGGAAACAUGAGCUAGAAUGGCUGCUACUGGAGUGCUUAAUUGUCGAGCAACUGCUGAAUGGCCAACUUCGGCGAGUUCAAGGAGAACUGCCGCGAGCCUCGUUGUUCGGCUUGGACCUCCGUGUGGUCUGCUUGGCUUUCGAAGGGCAGUGGAAACAACGUAUUGAUACACCGCUGUCGCUGCCUUCCGAAUUGCUAGUCUCGAGGAGUGAAGGACGCCGGACAGUUAAAUGGUUAUGUCGCCGCGCAGCGGAAUUGAGUCGAGCAAUUAGCAACGAAGAAUAUGAUCAACCGGAAAGCGUUAUGGAAGGUGAUUUUGAGGCAGACUCCACUGAUGCGGCAGCUGCCAAUACUGCUACCAGAAAUCUGAUGGCGCACUGCCUAGCGUGCAUCUACGACUCCUUCAUUGUCGUCUUAGAAGAGUGUCGUAUUGCCACUGCAGCGGGAGAUUCCAGCUGGACCGAUCAAAUGAUGAAACUUCUUGCUGUUGGCGCCAGUCCCGACGAUGAUGCAUCUCGUUGCGUUAACCUACUUGGAUGCAACGAAAUAUUCUUCCGAUUCUUGGCACGACAGUGUCUAGAGCUGACGGACCCGACGCUUGCGUGUUUGGUCACUGAUGUACUGAUCUCUCUUGUGCUGAAUACCAGGAAAAGUCCCUUGGUUAGUCAACUGUGUCUAGCGCUGCUGCAUCAAACGUUCCCGUCACUCCCGACCCCACACCAAUUUGAAAGCGACACUACCAAGUUCUUUAACGGUCUGCCAUUAAGGUCGCUGCCGAACACUGUUGUGUCCCCGAGUAAUGGUCGCGUCUGUUCUCUGGCGAAUUAUCGAUGCAAUGCUUUGAAAUGGCGCCAUAUUGCGUACCUAGUGGUUGGGUCCUGGGCUUAUUCGGCCUCUGCAUCAGCCGGGUCGUUCCUGCUGGCGCAAUAUCUCGAGGAAAUGCGCGUUCUCAUCGAUGCCGCUGUACCGCAUCAGGAUAAAAGGAGUUCCAAGAAACGUGCAGCAAGAAUCAAAGAGAGCGACGAUGACUCCGAUGACGAUGACUUGGAAGAAAAGCGCCGUCAGGAUGAGCUCGCUGUGGUUGUGGGCGGAGAGCACAUUGUGCUAAAAAGCUUGACACACGAGUCGUUGUCCUACUUCAUCGAGGCGGUUCUGCUAUGUGCUAUUGCUUCGUUGUAUCGAGCAACGCCGAGAAAGGCGAGUUCACAAGGUCUAAGUGACUUUAACCCUUUCUUGGAGUACUGUCGAGCGAUGCACGUGUUUGAAAGUGCUCUACGCGUGUUCGCGCGGGCGGAGAUGUGUGGAUUUAACCUUCCAGUGAAGACGAACUUGCUGGUACUGCGAGGAGGAACGUUCGCUACACGGACUGCAAAGUCCAUCAUAAUGAAGUGCAUUGCCUGGCGUGUCGAGCAAAGUGUGACUGAUAACACGGGCGCGCUAAGACACUUGAGCGUUCUAUUCGGUGCAGCCGAUGCGAUGGCUACAACGAUGGAGACAGUGACUACUGCCUUCCAAGAGCGUGUCAUGCUGAAAAUGCAGCACAAUGGAAACGUUCGUCGAAAGGGAGGGUGGACCAACGAGUUGUUGGCUAAAGCUUACGGAAAGAAGUACAAUACGCGCCGGUGGAUUUCAAAGUCCGAGGCGAAACUGCUGCCGUUCUUUUCUCAUGGCAUCCAGGAGCUUCAGGACUUCUUGCAAGAUCAAAGUGCGGUGAAUAACAUCGCUUUGGACGCAGCAAGAACUACCUGGGGAGCUGCAGAGAGCGUAUGGAGUGACCACGAGCAUCAAGAUGUGAUGCUGAGCGAUGACAAGCUCGUCUCUGCAUGCCGGACUCUUCACGGUGAAGAACUUACGGCCGCGCUGCUCAGAGAUUGGCGUCCUGCUCUGUCAAUGGACAACGAUGACGAUGAGACCGAUCUACAAGAAGACAAGGAGAUAGCCGAACUCGAUGAGGAAUCUCUCCUAGUGUCAACGCGAACAGGAAGAAAAAAGCCCACGGUGGAACUACAGGACAACGAGGAUCUGGGAUUCCCGACAAUUGUUGUCAACUUCAAAAAGCAAAAGAAGACGCACAGAGGCUGA
Messenger RNA from Phytophthora infestans T30-4, 4389 nucleotides. RefSeq lists its product as uncharacterized. Lineage: Eukaryota; Oomycota; Peronosporomycetes; Peronosporales; Peronosporaceae. The coding region runs from base 1 to 4389 and encodes 1462 amino acids. The record is from RefSeq and is a predicted model, not a curated record. The transcript has 8 exons.